Molecule: messenger RNA, 1509 nt
Organism: Fusarium coffeatum
Lineage: Eukaryota; Fungi; Ascomycota; Sordariomycetes; Hypocreales; Nectriaceae
Exons: 1
Coding region: 1-1509 (502 amino acids)
Source: RefSeq, a predicted model, not a curated record
AUGUCUCAGAACGAUGUCCUGAAGCGUACCUCGACGUACAAUCUCCGGUCCCUACAUCGACAGCUACUGCACUCUUCAUCUUUGUGUCAUGAUGACUCCGAGCCAGCACCAGAGCUCGAGGGACACAUAUCAACGGUUGAUGGGCUCGGUCCUCAAUCUCACAUCGAUCUUGUUCCGUGCUUGCCGCAAUCCAAAGUGGUGUUGUCUAAUGAUCCGAUGGCUGGUGAAGACAACGUCACGCUAGACUAUAAGGUUGCGGAUUUUCGGGAUGCCUGGGACAGGUCCAAGAAAUCUCAUGAAAGUGAAAUGUCAGUCAGAGAUGAAUCAUUCGAACCCGAAGCUGUUCCAAGGACUGGUCUUGCCCCCAGAAUCAACUUUGUCAGCGCCACGAGCCUGCUCAACACCCCAAACCUUAUCAGUGCCGCCAUUAUUGUCUUUUUUUCCCUGUCUCCCUACAUCGGCCAUCCAGCAUGGAUUCUUCCCACAUUCUCAACAUCCACUGCGAAUUUCACCCUCCCGCUCACCAAGGAUAUCUCUCACGUCCACACCACCUUCCGCGAGACCGUGGUCCCCUUCAGGUCGCGCUGGGAAAUUGACGACCUUGUCAAGGUCACACCCUGGAGCUUUUUCCUCAUGCUCGAUAUUGAGCUAGACGAUGUGGAGACAGGUCUCAAUGCGUGGGGACACGCUUCCAUCCCGGGGCCCGAUCCAAAGCUGCGCGACCAAAUUCGCGGAUUGAGGCGCAGUAUUCCUGUCUUUCAACCUUCCGAGUCCGAUCCGUGGACACCAUUCGCCUGGGCGUGUGCUAGGGUUGUGGAAUACACUGUUCGUGACUCGGCCGCGCGUAUAUUUAAUGCUCCUACGCCGGCCAAGAAGAUCGACAUGAUUUCUACCUACUGGUACCGAAUGAGUCGCUAUAAUCAGAACCUGAUCGGAAUAACGGAGGCUCUGGGGAGCUUUAUACAAGGUUCACGACAUACGGAGGAAGUGCUGGUACAAAUUCGCCAACAGUUACUCGCACAACAAGACCACCCGAACUACACAAUACAUAAAGAGGAUGAGUGGAUGCCAGAACUUCUUGAGACAAUCGACUACACGCUGCUUCACAUAGUCCCUCAAGUAAAGCUCUUUGACGAUAUGAGACCGCCUGCUAUAGUCAAGCUCAAGAAACUAAACCAGACUAUUUCUCGGCAGCAUGAUAUCUGGAGACAGCAAAAACCGAUCGUUGAGAAGGGGAUUGUAUACGAGCCGAAGCCCUGGUUCCCAUUGGUAAUAGGUCGCUCGAAGGUGGAAGAAACCUGGAGCGGUGUUUCGCCUGACGAGUUGGAGUUGAUGGAUGACGAGGGUAUACUUGGAAUGGCCUCCCAACGUUCCACUUUGCAGGACGGAGAUUAUGAGGCUGAUGAGUGGGAGAAGGGUAAUUUUGCGAGGCCGCGUAAGCAAUUUCAUGUGCGCAACCGCCCUCGUGUGAAGAAGAGUUGGUCCGCUUGGUUCAGCUGGUUGGCAUAA